Ruditapes philippinarum (Manila clam) is the source of this 2135-nucleotide messenger RNA. RefSeq lists its product as uncharacterized. NCBI's taxonomy places the organism in Eukaryota, Metazoa, Mollusca, Bivalvia, Venerida, Veneridae. The transcript has 5 exons. Bases 306 to 1205 code for a protein of 299 amino acids. The record is from RefSeq and is a predicted model, not a curated record.
UUAAUUCCCUAUAGUCCGAUAUAAUUCACUUGUUUGGGUUAAUCCGAAUUUCAAUAUAUCUUUAAUCUUUCGUACAUUAGUUAAUCCACGACAAGAAUAUAUGUGAUUUUAAACUAACGUGUGUUACUGGGAUUUUGUUUGUUUGUGAUAGUGUAUUUUGCAUUUUGUUAAACGUUACCUUUACUAAAACUAGGUCCAGUGACGUUAACGUUGUAAAGAUGUGGGAGUGAUAAAAAGACGUUACGUAAAGUUGUUGUGAUUUGGUGAUGACCAAAAACAGAAAUGAAAUUUUUUGAAAAACAGAUAUGAUUUAUAAAAGAAAUGGACACCUCUCUUUCUUAAUAUUCGCUUUCGUGUUUCAUUUGGCAUUCGUGAACGUCUCGGCACAGCUCAACACAACAGCAUCUAAUUCAACAAGUACUGAGGUGACAGAGUCAGCCAAUAAUGCAUUAUGGUUGAUUGUGGGUGUAAUAUGUGCGGUGGUACUCGUCCUCGCUAUCAUUGCUGUUGCAGGAAUUGCUUAUGCUACACACCGAAGUAAACGUAUACAUCCACAUUCAGAUACAGAAACUAUAUACACAGAAUCAGAGUCGGGUACAUACACUAGACCAACUACAGCUUCACAUAUCAAACUAGAACAAGAAGAAGAAGAGGAGGCCAUGUCAAAACCUGUUACCAUGACACCGUUUGAACUCAGGAAGUUGUAUAUAGAAACCUUCCCUUACAGAAAUUGGAGAAGAGGGUACGACGGGUCACUGAGACCAAAAAUGUCCUUAAAGUUUGUUGAUCCGAGAAUAUACUCAAAAUCGAAAGGAGAUGAGCGACACUUUCGAGAAAAGAUCUAUAACUACGAGAAUUCGGAUACUUUGACGCUGCGGUCGUCGGCAUUAUCUAGAAUGAUGCAUCAUACAAGAAUGCCGACGAUGUCCGAAAUGGAUGUCCUGCCGGAAGGACAUUUCCCGCCAAUAGAUCACGAGUUAGAAUAUGAACAAGACCAAAUUCAACAACAAUGCUAUGAGCAUCUUCAUGACAAGGAACAAAACCAUGUAAGUUACAAAGAGCGUCUACCGAACCGGGAACAUAACCACGUGAGCUACCAAGAACGUCUACAAAAUCAGGAAAAAGGCCGUGCGAGACAAGGUCCGUCGUCUGAGCCAGAAUUUGAAAGAGUAUGUAUGAGAAGCGAUGAUGUUGAGCUGAUGUGAUUCCAACUAGUCAUUUAAUCCAUUGGACAUUUGAACCUCGAAAUAUGUUUUGUUUUCGUAUUACUUGCGUAUAUUAUUUUACCAUUAUUUGCAUAUCUGCAUUGAAUUUGUAUUUCUUUUCGGAUACCCUCUUUUAGUGAAUAGAAUGUAUCAAACUAUAUUCUUACACUCACGUGAUUUUGUGACUAUAGACAAAGAAGGAAAAAAACUGGUGUUAAACUGCCAAUAAACACCGGUUAGGGACUACUUGUAUAUGCGCUGUUAUGUUUUCACCCUCGAUUCUAUAGUUUACAAAGCAUUUUAAAGCAACAAUAAAAAGCAUUUUUAUUUAUAUUUUCAGUUCGUAUAAUGUUUUCUUUUCAUACAAUACCGAAAUAAUAUCUCACAUACACUAACGCCACAUAUUAGAGAUGCAUAUCAGUUAAUAAAUAGUUUGACAAAACGGCGCCAAUCCGUAAGCAGCGUAAUGACGUCAUCCUAAGUAAACAACUCAUUCAUAAACAAGCUGACGUUAUUUCAUACAUACAAGAAUUAUAAAUGGGGCACUGAUGUAAACACAAUACGACGUAAGUUUUUAUUGUUGAAAACUUGAUAAAAUAACGUUUUUUUCUUAUCAUUUCUUUUGAUCGAUAAUUUCUAUAUCUUCGCAACAGUGGGGUGCGAAAAUCGAACAGCGUUAUACGAAAAUCGGUACCGGAAGUUAUUUCCGCUUGAAAAAUAACAUUAGUGAUUUUCCUUAUUUUAUCGUGUUAGAAUCGAAAUAACAUCGGUCUGAGAGGUGUAUAUUGGCUAUUUAACACCGGUUUUGUCGUUUUGAUGCGACAAAAUUAACCACUCAGGCCUACGGCCUUCGUGGUCAAUUCCUACGCAUCCAAACUCCAAACCGGUGUUAAAUAGCCGAUAUACACCUCUCAGGCCGAUGUUAUUUCU